Molecule: messenger RNA, 4245 nt
Organism: Topomyia yanbarensis
Lineage: Eukaryota; Metazoa; Arthropoda; Insecta; Diptera; Culicidae
Exons: 4
Coding region: 1-4245 (1414 amino acids)
Source: RefSeq, a predicted model, not a curated record
AUGGCUUCUUCUCCUUCGAAGCAAGAAAAGUGUCUGUACUGCAAACUAGCGGAAUCCGAUGACAUCGAUUGGGUUCAAUGCGAAGAAUGUCAGUAUUGGGCUCAUUUCUCGUGCGCAGGUGUUAACCAAGAGGUGGCGAACGUUAGUUGGCGUUGUCCGCGAUGCUCUCCGCAAAGCGCCCGGCGUCUUAAAGUUCUAGAGACUACGGCUAAGAAUCGCGGAAAGAAGUCCGCCCCGAAUAGCGAUGCAGGGUCCGAUCGUGGAGCUGGUUCCGUCUUAGACCUGACUGAGCAGCAGUUGGAAGAGGAACAGCUAGCAAUGGAGAUGGCCUUUGCAAAGCAGAUCGAGUUGCGGAAACAGCGUCUUGCUAAGCAGCAGGCUUGGAACGAGAGGCGGAUGAAGCUAGAGUGGGAGAUGCGCGAGCAGGAGCUACGAGCGCAGCGUGAAAUGGAGCAGCGGCAGCUAGAGCAUGAGCAGAAAAUGCUUGACUGCCAAUUGGCCGCAGAACGUGAAUUCUCGAAGAAGCGGGAUGCUAUUCGGAAACAGUUCGACGACAGCAUUAAUAAGGUCAACGCAUUGAAGGGCCAAUAUGGAACUGUCAGCGGUGCUUCUGCCUCCAAACCGGAACAGAAGCUGGAUGACUGGAUGCUGGAUUAUCGCGGAGCCUAUCCAAAGCACGGAUAUCUGCAGACGGAAGAUAAACUCGCGUGUCCGAAGAAGGUGCCGUUAGAUAAGUCGUUCACCAUCGAAGCCGGCCAAUUCGAACGAAGUGACGAAGAUGUGAGUGACGGUGAAGUUUCGGAGGUCCCGCUGAGUAGAUGCAGUCGAAGCAGCUUUCAAAGGUGUGGAGAUGGAAACGGGUCGGGGUGUAUCGUGGGUCGUAUUACAAGAGAUCAGCUAGUUGCUCGCAAAGCGGUCUCUCAGAACCUUCCCAAAUUUAAAGGGGAAGCAGAAGUUUGGCCGUUGUUUAUCAGCAGUUUCGAGUACACGACUGCAGCUUGCGGAUUCUCAAACCUCGAGAAUUUGAAGCGUUUGCAGGACUGUCUACAGGGUGACGCACUUGAGGCGGUCAGGAGUCGGCUAGUGCUACCGGACUCUGUUCCGGAUGUGAUCAGGGAUCUUCGGAAUCUGUUCGGAAAACCGGAGAAGCUCCUCAGAACGUUGCUGUCGAAGGUGAGGAACGCGCCGUUACCGAGAGCUGAUCGAUUGGAGACGUUCAUCAGCUUCGGGAUAACGGUGAAGCAGUUAUGCGACCACCUUGAAGCGUCAGGACUUUGCGACCACCUAAACAAUCCGAUGCUGGUGCAGGAGUUAGUUGACAAGUUGCCACCGAGCUACAAACUGGAUUGGGUCCGGUAUAAGCGAGGGAAGGUGGACAGUCCUUUGCGAAUGUUCACGAACUUCACAAAUGACAUCGUUUCGGAUGUGUCGGAGGUGACGGAGUUCUCGACAUUGUCGCUAAGCGAGCGCGAGCCUUCGCGAAUGGGGAAAGGAAAUUCCCGAAAGAAGGAGUUUGUCCAUUUUCAUGACGCGGACCAGGUUUCUGAUGAAAUUCAAAGAGAGACAGUAACUAAGCCGUGCUGGAUCUGUAAACGAACGGAUCAUCUCAUCAGGUGCUGUGAGGAGUUUAAGCGGAUGAACAUUGCAGCCAGGUUGAGAGAGGUUGAGCGACAAAACCUGUGUAGUCUUUGUUUGAACAAGCACGGAAACAGUAGAUGUACCUCGAAGAUUCGAUGCUUCAUGCAAAAUUGUCGUGGAGGCCAUCAUCCACUUUUGCAUCGAGUGGAAGAAUCGGUGCGGCUGCAGAAGGUAGAAUGCAAUGCUACCGAAAAGGCAGAUAGUGCGUUCGAUACUACUGCGUUCUUCGACGAAGGGUCGUCGGCUACGUUGGUAGAUGAUCUGGUGACCAGGCGGCUGAAAGCAAAAGGUACUCUAGAGCCGUUGAUAGUGACGUGGACGGGCAAUAUCAACCGCUUUGAGAACGAUUCGAGGAAGGUCGAACUGAUGAUGUCGGCGAAGGGUUCGAAGGAGAAGUUUCCGCUGUUCAACACUCGAACGGUAUCAGAGUUGGUGCUGCCGAAGCAGAACGUGCGAUUCGCAGAUGUGGUAAAAAAAUAUUCCCAUCUUGCAGGCGUUCCGCGGGUCGGUAAGCCAAACGAACCGAUUGCCGUGCGGUCGAAGAUUGGCUGGACAGUGUAUGGUUCGGAGAACCGAAGACCGAGUGCGUACACCUACCUGAAUCUGCACUCGAUAGUUCCAGCAAGCAAUCAAGGUCUCCAUGACAAGAUGCGAGAGCAAUACAUGCUAGAUAAGACAGCGAUUGCGAGGUUCGCUGUACCGGAGCCCGUGGAGGAGAAAAGAGCUCGAGAGAUGCUUGAGACAACGAUGAAGCGAGUGGGUGAUCGCUUCGAAACGGGGUUGCUGUGGCGUGAGGAUGCACGACGAUUCCCUGACAGCUAUCCGAUGGCUGUACGCCGGAUGAAGGCGCUGGACCGUAAGCUGAACAGGAAUUCAGACUUGAAGAAAAACGUGUGCCAGCAGAUGGAGGACUAUCAAGUCAAACACUACGCGCACAAGACGAGUGAAGCCGAACUGAAGGGUACGCCACAAACUGCUGUGUGGUAUCUACCGCUGAACGUCGUAGUGAAUCCGAAGAAGCCGAGUAAGGUGCGCUUGGUUUGGGAUGCUGCAGCAUCAGUGAACGGAGUCUCUCUUAACACAGAGUUACUCAAAGGUCCGGAUAUGCUAGUUCCGCUUCCCAGAGUAAUCUGCAAUUUUCGGGAACGGCCAGUAGCAUUUGGUGGUGACAUUCAAGAAAUGUACCAUCAGAUCCGGAUUAGACCUGAGGAUAGGCAAGCGCAACGGUUUUUGUUCCGAGCGAACAGUGAGGAAGCUCCGCAGGUGUACGUUAUGGACGUUGCCACCUUUGGUUCCACGUGUUCGCCCUGCUCAGCUCAAUUCGUGAAGAACUUGAAUGCAGCAGAUUUCUCGGAGAAGUACCCUGAAGCAGUAGAAGCCAUCGUGAAGCGUCACUAUCGAAGAAGCGAUCCAGCGAACCAGCGAGGAAAAAGGAGUGUCGAUUCCGCAGUGCAUUUCAACUGGGACAAGAACAACGAACACGAGCGUGUGCUAGGCGUCGUUUGGGACCCGGUUGGAGACGAGUUCCGUUUUGCGACCGAAUGGAAAGCAGAGUACAACAAGGUUUUCCUACAGGAAAAACGCCCGACGAAAAGAAUUGUUCUGAGCAUUGUGAUGGCGCAAUUCGAUCCAGCAGGAUUUCUUGUUCCAGUUACAAUUCUCGGGAAAAUGCUGGUUCAGGAUCUGUGGCGGACAGGCUGCGACUGGGAUGAUGCAAUCGAUGAGCUGUCGUUCAGGAAGUGGUUGCGGUGGACCAACAUUCUCGCAGACGUGCCAGUGUUUAAGCUACCUCGAAGCUAUUUCGGAACUGCGAGAUCAGAUGAGGUCGAAGAAGUCCAGCUUCACAUCUUUGCUGAUGCCAGCGAGACGGCGUACGGAUGUGUGGCAUACUUCCGUGCCAUCGUACGGGGUAAGGUGGUGUGUUCGCUAGUGAUGAGUCGAGCGAAGGUAGCACCGUUGAAGCAGCUGUCGAUUCCGCGGCUAGAACUUCUGGCAGCGGUUCUUGCGGCAAGGCUGGCACGAACGAUCGAGGAGAAUCACAACUUCACGAUCAGUAGAGUGGUGUUCUGGAUUGACGCAGAAGUGGUGCUGUCCUGGAUUCGGUCGGAUCAGCGCCGCUACAAGCAAUUUGUUGGUUUUCGCAUUGGCGAAAUUCUUAGUUUGACUAAACUGACAGAUUGGCGAUGGGUUCCGACGAGAUUGAACGUGGCGGAUCUGGUAACCAAAUGGGGUAAAGGUCUGGAGAUACACCCCAACAGCCCGUGGGUACGUGGGCAACAAUUUUUGUACGACAGUAUGGAAAAGUGGCCGAAGAGAGAAUUACCUCCAGCUAACACUACGGAGGAACUUCGGGUUCACUUGAUGCUGCACGACGUGCAAGUUGCACAGGCUAUCGUGGACGCCAAUCGCUUUUCUAAGUGGACAGUGCUGGUGAGGACGAUGGCGUGCGUAAUCCGGUUCGUGUCGAACUGUAGACGAAAGAGCAAAAAACUGCCGAUUGAGACGCUAAAAGCAACGAGCAGACAGAGCAGAGUACUAAAACCGACGGCAGCUACGUCAGUACGUGUGGCGCUACAGCAAAGUGAGUACGAGAAGGCGGAACUAUGA